UCUGGUUAUUUUUUUAAUAGACUGAAUUAGUUCAUGUGUUCUUGUGUUUUAAAGGUUUCGGUGUUUUCGAGGUGAGUGGAUGACAAAGUGGGUAAACUGCGUGAAUGCAGCGGGAAUAAAGGCCGGUUGAGACGCUGUGUGUAAUGAAGAGGGAAGCUGUCCGUGCAGAUGCCUGUUCAAAACACAGCAGACGUCAAUAAUUCGUUUCCAAAAUAAUUUAGAAGAGCACGAUCCCCCUUUGAGUACUUGAACACUUUCAUGGAUCAAAGUGAGACAGACAAAUGUAACCAGCGCGUGUUUCACGGUGAUCGGCGGCGAUCGAUUCUGCGCAGGCCUGGUUCGUGUCACACGAGCCUGCAGUUUAUUUUAAAGAGGAGCCGACACCAUGAAUGAAGUGGAUUAUCUUGAUCAUAACAGAGCUGAGAGUCUGGAUUUUGAAGAAAAACCGGAGAUUAAACCUCCAGAUGUUGAACAGCUGCAGGACGCUGAUAUAAACCAAACCGCUGUAUUCCCUGCAGAUGUCCAGCAGAUGUUGGUGAUUAAAGAAGAAGAGCUACCCUGGACCCCCAGUCUGGACCAGCAGAACCCAGACCACCUCCACAUAAAGGAGGAGCAUGAGGAGCUGUGGAUCGGUACAGGAGGAGCGUAUCUUGCUGAUAGCACUAGGCGCACAUUGUCUUCUAUUUCCAUGAAGUGUGAAGAUGAAAGAGAAGAAAAACCUCAGAUUGUACAGCUUCAUCAAAGUCAGACUGAAGACGAUGCGGAAGCAGAAGCUCCAAACAGCAGCUCAGCUACAAAGAUCAACAAUGAAAUUGAUGAAGAGGAUUGUGGAAGACCAGAAAUUGCCAGGAACUCUAAACCAAAUUUCCAUUUGCAACUAAAUGCUGUUGAGAAGGCCCCAGACUCUUCUGAAACAGACAUCAGUGAUGGAGAUGAUUGGCAGGAACCUUUGUCUGAUCCUGGACCUGCAAACGAAGAUGGUGACAGUGGUUGCAAUAUACCUAAAUCAAACUUGAAAACUCUGAAAUCGCUGAAAAGCAAGUGUUCUUUUCAGAGAAGGAAGACAUGUCAUUCAUUCAAAAGGCCUCAUGGCUGUUUGUCUAAUGAGAAAUUUAACAGAGUGAAACAAAGUGAACCUUCAAAGAUGAAAAUCAACACAGGAGAAAAAACAUUUACCUGUGGUGUUUGUGCAAAAAGAUUUAAACAGAAACAAAAUCUGAAGACGCAUAUGAGAGUCCACACAGGUGAUAAACCAUAUAACUGUGAUUUUUGUGGAAAAGACUUUAGACAUCACUAUAGUUUUAAAGUACACAUCAGAAUCCAUACUGGGGAAAAACCGUUUGUUUGUGGCAUUUGUGGUGAAAAGUUUAGAAAAAAGCAAAAUCUCAAACGCCACAUGAGGGUUCACACAGGAGAGAAACCAUUCAGCUGUGGUGUCUGCGCAAAAAGAUUUACACAGCAGGGCGUUCUGAAGAGACAUAUGAGAGUUCACACGAGAGAGAAACCAUUUGGCUGCAAUCUGUGUAAUAAAAAGUUUACACAGCAGGGGGUUCUGAAGAGGCACAUGAGGGUGCACACAGGAGAGAAACCAUUCACCUGUGGUGCAUGUGGGAAAAGGUUUGUGCAUCAUCAUGAUCUCAAAAUACACAUCAGAGUCCACACUGGAGAGAAACAGUUUAGCUGUCCUGCGUGUGAAAAGCGAUUUACUCAGCAGGGAAGCCUCAAGAGACACAUGAGGGUGCACACUGGAGAGAAACCAUUUGGUUGUAAUGUGUGUGGGAAAACUUUUACUCAACAGGGAAGUCUAAAUAGGCACACGAGAAGCCACACACAGUAGAAAUUGUACUGGGUCUUAGUACAGUUUGAAACAGUUUUAACUAACCAAUCUGUGUUUGUUAAACCUGAGAUGAGGAAAACUUUAGGAUUUCUGAUUCACAAAGAAAGUUAACUUAAACUGAGUCAGACUCUAUACACUAAACCUACUCACUGACAAGUUUUCUUUAACAAACUGACUCACUUCCUUAUUAAAAAGUUGCUAUCAAACCACUUGGAUGAGCAAAUGAAUUUGGACAAGUUUACAUUUUAUAGACACUAAAAUGCUGAUUAUGUGUCAAUUCACUAUUUUUUAUUUACCAUGAUGGCUUUUUAAUUUUUCAGUGGUCAAUUUGUAUGAGUGAAGACAGUGAAUAUCUCACUGAUUUAUUAUCAGCUAAGAAUUAAAUCCAUCUUUCUAACUGUGAGUCUUUGAAUAUUAAUGCAGGUGUCAGACUGUCAGCCAGUCAGUUAAAUUAGACUGGAAAACAGUGUACAUUACUAUAGAAUCACCGUUUACAUCAAAAUCACCUGUAUAAAGAUUAAAAGUGUUGUCAUGUGUACAGAAGAAUUACAGAAGAAAAAGCAUUUCUCUGUACAAUGAAAUUCUUCCUUUGCUGUCCAUACACCAAUGCCAAGUUAGGUAGGGUUGAAGGAACAAGAUAAAUACGGAUACAAAUAAGACAAGCUAUUAAGAUAAAUAACAAAAAAAUUAAGGAUAAAAAAAUUGUGAAAGAUAAAUAAAUACAAAAAAAAUAAGUGAAGACAAGUGAGGUAUGCAGAUGUCAAUGUAAAUGGAUGUACAAAGGAGCUUAAUGUGCAAAAUGAACUUAGUGUGCAAAGUGUCCUGAUGUGCAAAUUGCAGUUGAGGUAGGUCAGCUGUUCAGGAGUCUUGAUAGCAGUGGAGAAGAAGGAGUUGUUGAAUCAGGAUGUUCUGGAUUUCACACUUUUAAACCUUCGUCUCGAGGGCAGAAGUGUGAACAGUCCGUGUUGAGGGGUGUGUGGGGUCUUUGAGGAUGGAGGCAGCUCUCCUCUGGACUCUGCGAUGGUAGAUGCUCUGCAGAGAGGGCAGUGGAGUCCUGAUGAUCUUCUCCGCAGUUGUUAUCACUCUCUGCAGGCGUUUGCGGUCCAUAGCAGUAGUGCUGCUGUACCAUACAGUGAUGCAGCUGGACAGUGUGCUCUCCACAGUGCAGCUGCAGAAGCUGCCGAGGAUCUUGGCCGACAAACUAAAUUUCCUUAGCCUCCUCAGGAAAUACAGCCGCUGCUGAGCCUUCUUGACCAGGUGUGUGGUGUUCAGUGUCCAGGUGAGGUCCUCACUGAUGUUUACUGUGUUGUAAUCAAGCACACUGUUGGAGAGAUGUCUGUCACAGCUGGAUCUUGGAGAAAAUCUCAGUGAAGAUGAGACUGAAAUGACUUAAAACUGUAAAACUGAACUAAAUGUGUUUUUAAAGUGACUUUUAAAGUCCAGCUGCAGACAGCCUGAUUGUAAUCUAAUUACAUUUCAUAUUGAAGUGUGUCCACAGGUUGGAAUUCAGUCGUUAAAUGACAUAAAAUACCAGUUUAAAGUUUCAUUAUCUGAAAUUCAGAGUCUGAACCACAAGAUAUUUUCCACUGAAAAUCAGUCAUCGUGGGUCGACCCAGAACUGGAACAGCACAUCAUUUCCCAGUCAGAGUAUAUUUUUAUGGCAGGAUGGAUCCAAAAUGGAUCGGGGAUUCAGACUGGAUCACACCUGGAUCUGGUUUGGCUCCGGUCAUUGCCUAGCUCAUCCCGUCCAGAUCUGUUUUGGAUUAGUUCAUAGAAGCUUAUCUUGUCAAAAAGUCAAUGCAGCUAGCAGCCCGAGCCAUGCCUUGUCACGUUUAACUUCUUCAAUGGAUUUCUUGUUUUCUUUUAAUUAAACCUGUACAUUGUAAGUUAAUAGCUCUUAGUGUGUAAGAUGUCUGCGGUGAUAAAAAUAAAGAUGUAUUUUUUCAAGCAACAUAGGUAUAGUUGUCUUUUUUGUGGUUGUUGUUUACAAAGAAUACAGAAUCAAAAAAUUAAAGUCUAAGGUUCAGGGUUUUGACAUUUUUAUGGUAAUCAAAUGAUUUCCCUUUUUUCCCUCUUUGUUAUGGAUUUGGUGGCUUGAAGUUGAGAGAAAGAAAAUAAUUUUACUAAACAGCACAUGAAACUCUCAAGUUACUUUAUUUUCGUAUGUGGAUUUAGUCUUUUUGUUUUCUGCUGACAGUUGUCACUAACAUGUUUACUGGUUAUCGAGGCGAGCUGCUGGAAAUACACUCUGGUCAGUUGGAGAUACUUUUAUGUUGCUAUAUGUAUUUUUAUCCUUCACAUUGCCACCAACCUCAUGACUCACAUCGUUUCACAACAACCAUAGCCAGGCCUGGAGCUAAUUGAAUAAGAAAUAAUUUGGUCUUGUUAUUGGAAAAAAGUAAAUAUUCAAAGAGAAAAAAAAGAUUAAAAAAAAAUGAACUGCUCUUUCAUUUUAGUUUUAGAAAUUGCAUAAUUUUUUGAUAGCUUAACUGCUUGUCAAAAGAACUAAACCCUUUCAGUUUUUUAAAUAUUUUUUAAAGAAAACAUAUUCUUAAGUCCAGAAAUAAACAAAUAACAAAUAUAGUAGAAGCAUGUGCCGUUUCCAUAAUGUAGUGGUUAUCACGUUCACCCUAACACGUGAAAGGUCCCUGGUCCGAAACCAGGCGGAAAUAUGCUUCUUUGCUUAUGUGUCCUGAUACAAAACUGUCUGACUGCAGGCACUGCUUUAUCUUGUGGGGUUGUACUGCUGUUUGGGACACAAAGAAGAGAAAGUACUCAAAUCUGGCUCAGGGGUUUUCUACCUUUGGAAGCUCUUUAAGAAUGGAAAAGUACUUUUAGUAUUUGGGAUUUGUGGAUUUGGAAGUUAAUGACAAACACUAAUAGCGCUUUCACAUCUGGAAAUAAUCAUAUUUGUUGCAGGUCAUGUAGUUAUAUGUUGAAUUUGGAAGGCUUGAUUUUAAAAAAAAUGUGUUAAUUUAUUUUCACAUUAGAUUAUUGUUCAAGCACUUUAUGAUACUACAGCAGUUGGCAUCAGUGUGCACCAUCACCAUGUAUACAAAUUGUAAUUAAAUAUGGAGUCACAGUUGUCCCGUGUCUGUUUUUGUGUUCUCUGCAGAUGUCCAACAGCUGUUGGUGAUCAAAGAAGAGGUUUCCCAUGAAUGGAGCAAUAGUCCGGACCAGAAGGGCCCAGAGUUUCUCUUUAUAAAGGAGGAACAAGAUGAACUCAGGAACAGUGAGGUGGGAGAGCCGCUUAAUG
Oreochromis aureus is the source of this 5093-nucleotide messenger RNA. RefSeq names its product zinc finger protein OZF-like. The coding region runs from base 386 to 1837 and encodes 483 amino acids. Gene Ontology annotation, biological process: regulation of transcription by RNA polymerase II. The record is from RefSeq and is a predicted model, not a curated record. NCBI's taxonomy places the organism in Eukaryota, Metazoa, Chordata, Actinopteri, Cichliformes, Cichlidae. Gene Ontology annotation, cellular component: transcription regulator complex; PcG protein complex. The transcript is spliced from 2 exons. Gene Ontology annotation, molecular function: DNA-binding transcription factor activity, RNA polymerase II-specific; RNA polymerase II cis-regulatory region sequence-specific DNA binding.